ACAGCCAGAAAAUGGCGGAUGUUGAGGAGUUACGGGUAGGCGAAAGUGUUAUGAUAGCUGCCCGCUGCUUUGCACUUAUCGGAGUUUAAAAAAAGUGGUUUUUUUGGUUAGGUUUUAGAGGUUAUCGUUUUAUUUCUUACAAAACUAAACAGUCGGUUCUUAUCGUUUUGUAGUUGAAAGAGCGUCGAUAUGUUUGUUCCCAGUCGUAGGCCAGAGAGUCGACACUCUGAAGCCUGGACCUGGUCUAAAACUGCUAGCACUAGCCGUCUAGCUUGCUAGCUUCCAGCUGCUUCGCUAGCUCUCAAGGUGCUUGGGCUUCAGCUACAUGUCUUUAUCAGUCUGCGUUUGGGAUUUUAGUGCUGAUUAUGCAUUGAGUCAGUUAAUGUUAAAUGGAUUUUAACAUUCUGGGGGAAAAAAGAUAUAUAAAACUUAAUCCGUGUAUGUGAAUGUUGUGCUUAAUCUUUUGUUAUUGUCUGAUAGCAUUGUCACUUAGCUCGAUAGCUAACUAACACUUUCUUCAGAGAUGUCUGUCUGUCUGUCUGUCUAUUUAUCUUAAGCUUUGUAUAGUAAAAUAACUUUUUUUAAAUGCAUGUUAUUCUAAAAGUAAAUACGAGGCAUGCAUAAUGUUAAUAAUGAUGGCAAAUGUUGGCUUUAGCUAGCUAACUUGUGCAGUUUCUAGCUAGCUGUGGUAUUAUUAUUAUUAUUAGUAGUAGUAGUAGUAGUAGUAGUAGUAUCAAGGUUAGCUUGCCCACUUAUCUCAUAUCUCAUUAUCUCUAGCCGCUUUAUCCUGUUCUACAGGGUCGCAGGCAAGCUGGAGCCUAUCCCAGCUGACUACGGGCGAAAGGUGGGGUACACCCUGGACAAGUCGCCAGGUCAUCACAGGGCUGACACAUAGACAACCAUUCACACUCACAUUCGCACCUACGGUCAAUUUAGAGUCACCAGUUAACCUAACCUGCAUGUCUUUGGACUGUGGAGGAAACCGGAGCACCCGGAGGAAACCCACGCGGACACGGGGAGAACAUGCAAACUCGGCACAGAAAGGCCCUCGCCGGCCACGGGGCUCGAACCCGGACCUUCUUGCUGUGAGGCGACAGCGCUAACCACUACACCACCGUGCCGCCCUUGCCCGCUUAUAACCUGUUAUGUUUUCCAUCUUAAAGAUAGUUCUGCGUCUAAUAUUGUCACAUCAGUAUUAACUUUCUAAUAACAGGAUAAAUGUUGAAGUACGUCUUCUGUAAUUCACUUCACAUGUUCAGGAAGUUUAUCUGCUCUGACCAAAAUGAUCUUUUAUCAUUAUUUCAAGCCUCUGUUUAGUUUUUGCAGGGUUUCUUUUAUUUUAAUCCUGUGUAUUUGUAUAGAUCAAUAAGCUCAUUCUGGCUUUUUCUGACUAACAUGCUUCCAAUUAGGUUUUAAAAUAAGACAGUUUCAGUGGUUAUUCCCGGAGGUGGUCAAAGUACAGAGCCCGCUUGGUUAAAUGUUACUCCGAUACAAGUGAAAGUUCAUCUCCUCUCAUCUCAUUAUCUCUAGCCGCUUUAUCCUGUUCUACAGGGUCGCAGGCAAGCUGGAGCCUAUCCCAGCUGACUACGGGUGAAAGGCGGGGUACACCCUGGACAAGUCGCCAGGUCAUCACAGGGCUAACACAUAGACACAGACAACCAUUCACACUCACAUUCACACCUACAGUCAAUUUAGAGUCACCAGUUAACCUAACCUGCAUGUCUUUGGACUGUGGGGGAAACCGGAGCACCCGGAGGAAACCCACGGGGAGAACAUGCAAACUCCACACAGAAAGGCCCUCGCCGGCCACGGGGCUCGAACCCGGACCUUCUUGCUGUGAGGCGACAGCGCUAACCACUAGACCACCGUGCCGCCCACAAGUGAAAGUUGUCCAGUCAAAUUUUUACUUCGGUUAAAGUACUUGCUUUUAAAAAUAAAGUGUUAAAAGUACAUUUUCUGUCAACGCAUUGUUGUAUUAUUACCACAAUGCUUACAGAAUCUAAUGCCGUUACCAAAGACAGAAAUGUGAAUUCACAAAAUGAACACAUGCUGUGCCAUCAUGAUGGUUUAACGUUAAAGUGCAUAUCCUGGACCAAUUUCGGGUUGUUGUUUUUUUUCUUAAUAUGAAAGAAUGUCCUUUUACACACUCAUCCAGAAGGGUAAUUUUGCACAAGGCCAUCUGUCUAUAGCAGAAAAAAAAUAAAAUAAAACGCAUCUGGAGCCAGAUUCGUGACGUUACCUGCGGAAGCGCCAGCAGGCUGCGAGAGCUUGCACGGUUUCAGUGCACAGCCUGUGUAGACCAAGUUUAGCAGCUAGCAAUUUUUCAUUGAAAUAUGGAAUUGUCACCUGAGCACAAUGCUACUUCACCUUUGGAUGAAGAAUAUAAUGAGAUGUCGGAAUUAUUUCUUACCCUGGCAACAGUCAAGUUGUGAAUUGCCGAUUUUCUUGGUCUUUUUCUCGCCUCUGCUUCCGGGUGCCUCGCACGAAGUGCUCCCAUUUCUCUCUCAUUGUCCGGUCUUUUGGAAAACGAUAAGUACUAAUCCCAUCAAGAUUGGUGUUGCUACACCCUCCUACGAUACAUCUGUUAACCAUUUUAAUAAUUACGUGAUAAUGUUGAAAUUUGCAGAAAACCACCAGGUCGUUUUCUCAUAAACAAACCAGCGCUGACAUAGGAUUCAGAAGGACGCGUCCUGCACGCGACGUCAUGAAAAUCAAUGUUUGCCGGGAAAUCCAAAUGCCAAGUUUUUUCAGAGGCGGACCAAUUCGCUUCAAAUGGCUUGAUUUCAACUGAAUUUUUCUGGUAUUCCGCAAGAAUAUGAUAUCAAGUUUCCGUGUCUCGGAGCUCCAGGUACUGCUAGGUUUUGUCGGAAGGAACAAGAGUGGUCGCAAGCAUGAACUCCUGCUGAGGGCUUUGCAUUUGCUUAAGAGUGACUGUAGCCCUGCCGUGCAGCUCAAAAUCAAGGAUCUGUAUCACCGGAAAUACCCAAGGACCUUAGACAGUCUUGCAGAGUUGUCUGCUCUAAAGUCAAGCAUAAAUACGUACCUACAGUGUGAAGAAAUAUCUACAUUUGUGAGUCCAGACCUUUCACCGGACUCGGCUCAUCAGCACGUGGUGCCCGUUAAAUCGGCCGCGUUUCAUGACUCGGAGCCCAGGAUGAACAUGCAGCAGCCGACACCGCUCAUGCCUCCCGUCCACCCGGAUGUCCAGAUGAAGUCCCUUCCAUUUUAUGACGUGUUGGACGUUUUGAUCAAACCGUCAAGUUUAGGGGCCAGUACUGUUCAGCGAUUUCAUCAAGAAAAAUACUUUAUUUUUGCCUUGACCCCGCAGCAAGUCCGAGAAGUUUGCAUUUCACGGGAUUUUCUUCCUGGUGGCAGAAGAGAUUAUAUGGUUCAAAUACAACUCCGCUUCUGCCUUUCAGAGACCAGCUGCCCUCAAGAGGACAACUAUCCCAAUAGUCUUUGUAUCAAAGUCAAUGGGAAGCUCUUUCCUCUCCCAGGUUACGCACCACCUCCUAAAAAUGGCGUAGAGCAGAAGAGGCCAGGCAGACCUUUAAAUAUCACCUCUCUUGUCAGAUUAUCAUCUGCCGUCCCCAAUCAGAUAUCGGUCACAUGGGCACCUGAAAUUGGAAAGACAUACUCCAUGUCUGUAUAUUUGGUACGGCAGCUGACAUCACCGUUGUUACUACAGAGAUUAAGAAUGAAGGGAAUCAGAAACCCUGACCACUCAAGAGCACUGAUAAAAGAAAAGCUCACAGCAGACCCCGACAGUGAAAUAGCCACAACUAGUUUGCGAGUCUCGCUCAUGUGCCCACUUGGAAAAAUGCGGCUGACUGUGCCCUGUCGAGCAGUGACCUGCUCUCAUCUUCAGUGUUUCGACGCAGCAUUAUACCUGCAGAUGAAUGAGAAGAAGCCCACCUGGAUCUGCCCUGUGUGUGACAAGAAAGCUGCAUAUGAGAGUCUGAUCAUCGAUGGGCUCUUUAUGGAAAUAUUAAAUGACUGCACAGAUGUGGACGAAAUAAAGUUUCAAGAGGACGGGACCUGGUGCCCAAUGAGACCAAAGAAGGAGACGUUGAAAGUGUCAUCUCCAUGUUUACCCAAAAUUGAGUGCACUGCCCCUGUGCGUCCGAGUGCAGUUGUUCCUCACACAGAACCCAGCAGUACGAAAAAAGCUGAUGUGAUCGACCUGACACUCGAAAGCUCAUCAGAUGAAGAAGCAGAGCCUGACCCUCCCCUAAAAAAGCGCUGUGUCUACAUGUCCAAACCUGAGGAGGUGCAUAGCAGCAAAGGGGUUUUGACCUAUCAGCCAUCAACAGUUCGAGUGCCAAAUGUCCAGCCGCUGGACACUUCGUACUUGACUUCCUCCAUUGCAGACUAUGCAGUUCCAUUCCACCAUUCAACACUAUCCACGAUUCCUCCUGAUAUGCAAGGUCUUGACUUAUUUUCAUUACUUCAGGCAGAUUCUCAGCAUUACCGGACCCCUGUGUUUCUGGAGAAUCUGUCCAGUAGCAUUCAGAGCAGCGCUAGCAGCUCCAGUCUCAUGGCCUCAUCUGUCCAGUACGAUUCAACUUCACAUCGAGGAAGCUCCAGCCACGAAACAGGUGUCAUCACUGGAGGAUCCUCAACUCUGUCAGACAUUAUCUCACUAGAUUGAGUCAUGGUUUCAGUCUCCCCAAUCAUCAAACAAACUGCCAUGGACCGUACUUCUAAAGGAACUCGUAUAUCUGACUUUAAUUGCAGAUUAUUUACUAAUAUGGUAGCUGAUAUGCACAUGGAUAACAAGGUUGGUUGCAUCGAAUGGUUUUCAGAAACCCAGCAAAUGUCUCUCCGUUUAUGAGGAGUUAAUUAUACCCAUUGCCUUCUUGCCUGGGAGAAAACCACAAACGCAUUGAGCAGAGGGACUGGGAACUUUGGACACAUUGGGACUAGAUUUAUUUCUAUGUGAACCUUUUCAUCUUUUUACUAUUUAAACCAUACAUUUUUUGAAUAAUCGCCUCAAAACCUCAACAGUGACCUUUAUAUUUGAAAAAAAAAAUCAGGAGUGUACAUAAUUUUUGUAUCAAGUGGCAUAACGUGCAAAUCAGUAUGUGACCUAAAUGAAGCUGUGUUUAUUGCAUAAUGUAUGGGUCAGAAUUUCGUGCUACAGUUAGUAGCUUUUUUUUUUUUUUUUUUAAAAUUCUGUUCAUUUAUUUUGGGCCAUUCAGGUUGGUGGAGACAUGAUCAAACCAUGAUGCAAUGACAUUGUUUAUGUGGGUGUUUUUUGGGGUUUUGUUUGGUUUUUUUUUUUUUUUGUCAAGGCCUGAGAUUGUGAAACAACUUUGCUGUUUUGUAUCACUUCAGCAUUUGCAUUUUUGAAAAGGUGCUGCAGAUGCUGGUUUCACAGCAGUGCUGAGACCUGAAAAUCAAAACAGGCUUACAGCCCAGAGGGGUACACUGUGAAACAGGUUUUUCGGUUGAGUUAAACUCCAGCGUGACACUUCACACCAAAUUGCUUAUUGUUAUCCACCCAAGUUGUACUGUUGAUUUUGGAUUUUCUGAGUUCAGCUUUCAUUAAGAUGAAAUUUUGGACUUGUUCUGAUGUGUACCCCAACGUAUAAAGGGCUGACGGCGCAGGUCUCAAUAAAUACAGCAAUUCCUGGCACCAGCUCCAAUGUAACAGCUAGUUGUGGUUUUGUCUGCCAUUUUUAAUUCAUUUGGAUUAAACAUGUUCACUUUAAAUAAUGCCUACAUGCUGUCGCUCUCCGAGAGAAUAACAAGAGACGAAAUUAUGUAUGCAUUCAAAUAUAUAACAAAGCACAUGAUUAAGCAAAUAUAGCUCACAUAAGUGUAGCUUUAAAAGAACUGGAUCAUACUUGGAUUUGCUUGUAUGUGCUGUAGAUGUGGAUGUCCACCAAAAUAUCCAUAAUAAUAUUUCACUGGCUUUAGACAGUGGGGACUUUCCUUUCUUAAAGUAAAGAGAUUUGUGAAUAUUUUUUUUUCUUUUUCCUUUUUUUUUUUUUUUGGUCACCUGUAAAACUUAAUAGAAACUGUACAAUAAGCACAACUGUAGCGACUUAUUUGCCUGCUUGUUCAUAUAAGUUUAAGAUUCUCUCCAUUCAGAUGCCAAGAAGUCCCGAGUACAAAGCAGUUCCAUCUUUGUCAUGUAAACCUUCUGGUUUUCCAACAUAAUCCUCACUGUUUUGAAUGGAUUCUGAAUCUAAACCAGUGUGUAAUAUUAAUGGGCUGAAAACAGUUAAUCUGCUAGAAAAGGGGAAAAAAUGUGCAACCUGAUUUUCAAGUCUGAAUAAAGAAUCUAUCUGGUUAUAGAAUAUCACAUAUAAGGUUUGGAAAGCAUUAAAUACCUGGUAGGUUGAAAAUUUCUAUUAAUAGAAAUUCAUAGAUAUCACUCUUCUUUUGUUCUAAAGGUGUAUUAAUGUCCAAAACUGACUAAAAUAUACCCUAUAAGCCAUAUAUUAUUUGAGGGUUCAGCUGUGUUUGUUUUGUACACAUACUUCAGUCCCCUUUUAUGUAACGUUUUUAUACCUAGUUCUUUGUGUUCGUUUUUACAAGAUUUGCACCUUUUGUAAUUAUUUAAAUAACUGCUUACAUUGUUAUUGUAUUAGAGAUUAUAGUAACUCAUACUAGUACUUUUGAGUCUUGGAUGGUGUGGAUGAAGAGAACAUCAAGUCCAUAUAGUUAUUUAUGAUAUUAAGUGCUGAUUUAAAAAUGAUUGUAUUCCAAAUGCUUAUUUUUGACCCAAAUUGUGCCAUUUAAACAUAUGCAGCAAAAGGCAGUAAAUGAUGUCUAUCUGAAUACCGA
Molecule: messenger RNA, 6795 nt
Organism: Neoarius graeffei (lesser salmon catfish)
Lineage: Eukaryota; Metazoa; Chordata; Actinopteri; Siluriformes; Ariidae
Gene: pias2
Product: protein inhibitor of activated STAT, 2
Exons: 14
Coding region: 2816-4651 (611 amino acids)
Biological process (GO): protein sumoylation; regulation of transcription by RNA polymerase II
Molecular function (GO): SUMO ligase activity; transcription coregulator activity; zinc ion binding
Source: RefSeq, a predicted model, not a curated record